This is a messenger RNA of Diabrotica balteata, 623 nucleotides long. The record is from the annotation of a GenBank genome assembly. NCBI's taxonomy places the organism in Eukaryota, Metazoa, Arthropoda, Insecta, Coleoptera, Chrysomelidae.
AUGGUAUUUUACUUCGAAAGCAAUGUUGUUUCACCUCCUACAGUCUUAUUUAUGGGUAUUGACAAAAAUGAAAAUGAAGAUCUAAUCAAAUGGGGCUGGCCAGAAGAUGUUUGGUUUCAUGUGGAUAAAGUAUCUUCUGCCCAUGUUUAUCUUCGGUUACCACCUGGACAAACAAUAGAUGAUAUACCCUCAGCAGUUCUAGAAGAUGCCGCCCAACUCGUUAAAGCCAACAGCAUAAAUGGAAACAAAAUGAAUGAUGUCGAUGUAGUGUAUACCAUGUGGGCGAAUCUGAAAAAAACACCUAGCAUGGAAGUUGGCCAAGUGGGAUUUCAUAAAGAAAAGGAAGUGCGAAAAAUUAGAGUAGCAAAACGAAUUAAUGAAAUUGUCAAUAGGCUAAACAAAACAAAGAAAGAAGAGCAUCCAGAUUUCAGGGGAGAACGUGAAAAGAGAGAUAGGCUGGAGAGGAAGACAAAAAGAAAAUCUUACGGGAGCAAAAGAAAAAAGAGGAAGACGAAGAAAAGAAACGGAAGGACGAUGCAGAACUUAAAAGUUAUAAUUCUCUAAUGAAUGCGGAGAAUAUGGCCAAAUACGAUGACGGCAAUGAUUCCGAUGAUUUUAUGUAA